GAUGGUGUUACAGCAGGCUUUACAUUUCCGUAGCCCUGCUCCACCACCUACCACAGUGUUACGGGGACCUCCUCCGUUACUACGACCCCCACCUCCACCCUUCAGCAUGAUGAGAGGACCUCCACCACCCCCUAGACCCCCUUUUGGUAGACCAAUGUUUGACACCAAUAUGCAACCGAUACCCCCACCUAUUGGAUCCCCUCACCUGCAGAGGCCGCCGUUCAUGCCUCCACCCAUGAGUAACAUGCCUCCUCCUCCUGGUAUGAUCUUUCCACCUGGAAUGCCUCCAUCACCAGGAACUGGAGCGGUGUCCAGCUUGACUAGUGAUGAAAUCUGGGUAGAGAACACCACACCAGAAGGAAAGGUAUAUUAUUACAAUGCCCGGACACGAGAGUCGGCCUGGACCAAACCAGAGGGAGUAAAGAUCUUCCAGCAGUCGGAGCUCAAUCAUCCAAUGGCAGCUCAGUCUGGAGGAGCUGCAGCGGCUCCUAACAGCACUGCCUCUACUCCAGCUUCCUCCAGCAGCUCUACCACGGUUGUGCUCGAGCCAGUCUCCCCCACCCUCACCCUGAGCACCAGUCCUGACCCCAGCACCAGUCCAGCCCCCGCUGCCUCCCAACCCUCCACCACUUCUGUUGUUUCUGAGAUGCUUACAGUGGCCUCUACACCUCCGGCUAGUGUAGGCAUGAGCCCUGUUACUGUGGUCAGUGUUCCUACAGUAACCACUACAGUCACUGCAGUGCAGACAAUGCCUCUGUUGCCUCAAAGUCUCCCUCCUGGCCUGCCCAUGGCCCAGCCAGCCACUGCAAUUCCAGCAUUCCCUCCGCUCAUGGUCCCUCCAUUCAGAGUGCCCCUACCUGGCAUGCACAUCCCACUGCCUGGUGUGCUGCCAGGGAUGGGCCCUCCACUAGUACCCAUGAUGCAUCCCCAGCUAGCUUUCACUGCAGCUCCUGCAUCUCUUAGGGGGGCUCUUCCACUUCCAGAAUGGUCGGAGUACAAGACAGCUGAUGGGAAGAUGUAUUAUUAUAACAAUCGCACUCUGGAGUGCACCUGGAAAAAACCUGCUGAGCUAAAGGAGAGAGAUCAGGACACUGACAAGACUAAAGAUGGCCAUAAUGAUGAUUUAGUUUUAAAGGAUAUAGACAUGGAAGCCAAAGCUCACAGCUUUGGUGGUUCUCAGUGGCUGCCCAGGGAAGAAGAGAUGACCGAGGAGGCAAAAGCAGUUCAGAAGGGAAAACCUGUAGCCACAAACCCAAUUCCUGGUACUCCCUGGUGUGUAGUCUGGACUGGAGAUGACCGUGUGUUUUACUACAACCCCACCACACGCCUGUCCAUGUGGGACCGACCUGACGAGCUGGUGGCCCGUGCUGAUGUGGACAAAUACAUUCAAGAACCCUCCCACAAAAGGGGGCUAGAUGACAACAAGAAAAUAGGUUUCACCAAAGUGGACAUUGACACAACCAUAGAGGACACACUGGACGAUGAGCCUUCUAAGGCUAAGAAGUGGAAGAAGGACGAUGUGAAGGAGGCUGAUGCAGAGAAAGACGCGGCCGUGGAGGCUGAGCUGAAGGCUGCUCGUGAUCGGGCCCUCGUGCCCCUGGAGGCCCGCAUGAACCAGUUCAGGGACAUGCUGCUGGAGAGAGGGGUUUCAGCUUUUUCCACUUGGGACAAAGAGCUGCACAAGAUUGUGUUUGACCCUCGAUAUUUGCUGCUCAACCCCAAAGAGAGGAAACAGGUGUUUGAUCAGUACGUGAAGACUCGUGCUGAAGAGGAGAGGAAGGAGAAGAAGAAUAAACUCAUGCAGGCUAAAGAGGACUUCAGGAAGAUGAUGGAAGAUGCCAAACUCCACAAUAGGACCACGUUCAGUGAGUUUGCGGCAAAACACUCCAAAGAUCCUCGUUUCAAGACCAUUGAGAAGAUGAAGGACAGAGAGGCCAUGUUCACCGAGUUCAUGACCGCCUUGAGAAAGAAGGACAAGGAAGACUCCAGAAACAAAGUAGAGAAGGUGAAACAGGACUUCUUCGAUUUACUGUCAGACCACCAUGUGGACGUCUCUCAGCGCUGGGGCAAAGUAAAGGACAAGGUGGAGACGGACCCACGCUACAAAGCCGUGGAGAGCUCCGCUGCUAGAGAAGAACUGUACAAACAGUAUGUGGAGAAACAGGCGAAGAAUGUGGACGCAGAGAAGGAGAAAGAGCUGGAACGGCAGGCUCGUAUCGAGGCCAGUCUGAGGGAGAGAGAGCGGGAGGUGCAGAGAGCUCGAUCUGAACAAACCAAAGAGAUUGACCGAGAGCGAGAGCAGCAUAAACGAGAGGAAGCGGUCCAGCACUUUAGAGCACUCAUGUCAGACAUGGUAAAGUCAACGGAUGCUUCCUGGUCAGAAACCAGGCGCAAUCUGCGUAAAGAUCACCGCUGGAAGUCUGCUUCUCUGCUGGAGCGACACGAGAAGGAGAAAUUGUUUGAAGAACAUGUGGAGGCUCUUACCAAGAAGAAGAAGGAACAUUUCAGGCAGCUGCUGGAUGAGACCUCCACGAUCACACUAACCACCACAUGGAAGGAAGUCAAGAAGAUCAUCAGAGAUGACCCACGCUGCAUCAAGUUCUCCAGCAGUGAUCGAAAGAAACAACGUGAAUUUGAGGAUUACAUAAAGGACAAAUAUAUCACAGCCAAAGCUGACUUCAGAACUCUCCUGAAAGAAACCAAAUUCAUUACAUAUAGAUCACGGAGGUCGAUCCAGGAGUCAGACCAACAUCUAAACGAUAUUGAGAAAACUCUUCAAAAUGAUAAACGUUACCUGGUCCUAGAAUGUGUCCCAGAGGAACGCCGCAAACUAAUCAUGUUCUACAUUGAGGACCUGGACCGCCGGGGACCCCCACCUCCCCCAACCGCCUCAGAACCCAGCCGCCGCUCCACAAAGUGAAGCCCUAGAGGACCUUAGAGGACUGAGCAUGAGCCAGCCCUGCACUCAUCAUAGCACAGUGUUACAGACAUGUAUUUUUUUGAAACGUUGGUGUUAUCUAAUCAAACUGUGCAAGAUGAUGCCCUGUAUGCCCACUAAGUUGCAGGCUGGCACAAGGCAAAUUGUUAACGUCAAUCUAUUAACUUCAUUCGUCAGGCAGCGAAUGCAUUUGUACUUGUUACUUGCACUUGGUACUGCAGCCUCUUGUUGAGAGUCUUGUGGAUUAUCAUUGUAACAGGCUGUUAAUACUGCAAGGCCAAUGCAGACUGUGUGAAAUGAGUCGUGUACUUUGCAGUACAUGUAAAAUGUCUGUUAAAGUGGUUUAAUUUGGACUUGUUGCUAUAUUUCUGUAUGUGUUGACUGGAAAUAAAUGCAACCUUUUUUCUUUUUUUUUUUACAA
Carassius gibelio (silver crucian carp) is the source of this 3359-nucleotide messenger RNA. RefSeq names its product transcription elongation regulator 1. Gene Ontology annotation, cellular component: nucleus. Gene Ontology annotation, molecular function: RNA polymerase binding; transcription coregulator activity. The record is from RefSeq and is a predicted model, not a curated record. NCBI's taxonomy places the organism in Eukaryota, Metazoa, Chordata, Actinopteri, Cypriniformes, Cyprinidae.